This is a messenger RNA of Symsagittifera roscoffensis, 1709 nucleotides long. RefSeq names its product histone-binding protein RBBP4-B-like. The record is from RefSeq and is a predicted model, not a curated record. Gene Ontology annotation, cellular component: ESC/E(Z) complex; nucleus; NuRD complex. The coding region runs from base 98 to 1528 and encodes 476 amino acids. Gene Ontology annotation, biological process: regulation of DNA-templated transcription; chromatin remodeling. The transcript is spliced from 8 exons. Lineage: Eukaryota; Metazoa; Xenacoelomorpha; Acoela; Convolutidae. Gene Ontology annotation, molecular function: histone binding; nucleosome binding.
UUGUUAAUUUCAGAUUUGUGUGCAAUAUAGUUUUUCCAAUCAGCUCUUUGUUUCAUCUUAUUCUUAUCUUGAACUAAUUCGUAAAUCAUCUACAGUCAUGUCUACAGUUGCAUCUACUGGAGUACCAACUGGCGGUGCAACUGCUGCAGCAGCGGGCGUUCUGGACGAGGCCUCAGAGGAGAGAAUAAUUAAUGAGGAGUACAAGAUCUGGAAGAAAAACACUCCAUUUUUGUAUGACAUGAUCAUGACUCAUGCUCUGGAGUGGCCGUCGCUUACGUGUCAGUGGAUGCCAGAUGUCACAACGCAUGAGGGAAAGAACUACUCGACACAUCGGCUGAUUUUGGGCACCCAUACAAGUGAUGAGCACAACCACCUGUUAAUUGCCAGCAUCCAGAUUCCAGAAGACGAGGUCCAGUUUGACGCCAGUCACUACGAUGCAGAUCGCGCUGAAUUUGGUGGGUUUGGCUCAGUUUCUGGCCGCGUUGAAGUUGACAUCAAGAUCAACCACGAGGGCGAAGUAAACCGAGCUCGCUACAUGCCCCAGAAUCCCUCCAUCAUCGCCACCAAAACCCCAGGCUGUGACGUCCUCAUUUUCGAUUACACGAAACAUCCGAGCAAACCGGACCCGAGUGGAGACGUUAAAGCUGAUUUGAGAUUGAAGGGACAUACAAAGGAGGGUUAUGGUCUGUCGUGGAAUCCGACAACUGCUGGCAGGUUGUUGAGUGCCUCUGACGACCAGACUGUCUGCAUGUGGGACAUCAAUGCCGCUCCAAAAGAUAAGAAGUCCACUCUGGAAGUGCACACUGUGUUCCAAGCCCACCAAGCAGUGGUUGAAGACGUCUGCUGGCAUUUCAGCCACGACUCUAUCUUCGGCUCAGUGGGUGAUGACAUGAAGGUGAUGAUAUGGGACACGAGGAGUGCACCCUCGAAGCCCACUCACAACUUCCAGGGACACCAGGCUGAGAUCAACUGUGUCGCAUUCAACCCCUGCUGUGACUUCCUAUUCGCAACUGGUUCUGCGGACAAGACAGUAGCUUUGUGGGACAUGCGGAACCUGAAGAGUAAGCUGCACUCCUUCCAGAGCCACAGGGACGAGAUAUUUCAGGUGCAGUGGUCACAGCACAACGAGACAGUGCUCGCAUCGUCAGGCACCGACAGACGUGUGAAUGUGUGGGAUCUGAGUCGUAUCGGAGACGAGCAAUCGGCUGAAGAUGCAGAAGACGGACCACCGGAAUUGAUGUUCAUCCACGCCGGACACACUGCCAAGAUAUCUGACUUUUGUUGGAGUAGCCAGGAACCGUGGACACUUUGCUCUGUUUCGGAAGAUAACAUUCUACAUGUGUGGCAGAUGGCAGAGAAUAUUUACUACGAAGAAGAAGAUGAAACUACUGAAAAUGAAGAGGCUGUAGAUACUGAGAACGCAUCUGCGGAAGAAGCAAUGGCAACUGAAGACGCUUCGAAGACACCCAAAAAGCCAAAAGAGUCCGAGGAGACUAAAAUGGACUGCGAAGAAGUUGCUGCGAGCUGAUAAUCUACAGUGAUAAAUUUUCAUUUUUUUUUUCAAUUUGUUUUCAUCGUAAACUUCUGAUCUGAAUUUUUUUAAAUACUAUUUGAUAAUGCAGUGCUAGUGAGUGAUAUUGUAUAACAUGCAAGUGAGUGAAAUUUUGGCUUUGUUUUAUUUUGUUGACAGUAAUUGAAUUUCGAGCGCA